AUGUCGACACCAGAUAUCGCCAACCAGGACAACAAACUGGAAGAAUUCAAGGAUGAUACCACCACUGUACCCUCGCCUCCAGACUUUACAGCCGCAAACUCGACAUUAGGCUUCCAAGCCAUCCUCGCCCUCUCUCAAGGAACACCCUGGCGCGUCAACGGCCUCCACGCCGCAGCAAAAGUCUCGGGCAUCACCGUCACCGUACCCCAACAACCAAAGUGGAGCGAUCCCUUCAUCAAAGCCUUUCAAGAAUUCGGUCCCAUCGAAGCCCACGGCGCAGCAAUGGCAUGGCUAGGCCACCUGGACCUCUUGAAAUUCGUGAUUCAACACAACUGGGGCUCUGCUCUCAUCUUGGAGGAUGACAUGGAUUGGGAUGUUGAGAUUCGCAAACAAAUGCCACCGAUUGCAAAGGCGGUCAAAGAGUUGACAAAGGCGAAAAAGGGGGAUCAAGGGCCGUAUGGAAGUAAUUGGGAUGUGCUGUGGUUGGGCCACUGUAGUGAUCCUCCCCCCUUCCCGAAAGAAGGCAAGAUCAUUACAUUCGCAGACAACACCACAGCGCCAGUGGACAAAUACCGCGGUCUCAAUCCCCGGCUCAAGGAUGUGGUCAAGGAUAACCAACGCAUCGUCCACUACUCCAUCAACCCCGUCUGCACCUUCGCCUACGCCGUCUCUCAUGCCGGCGCGCGCAACUUGCUCGCCCACGCUUCCCUAGGCAAAGGCGGUGCUUUUGACUUGAUGCUCAUGCAUGCUUGUCAGGACAAAGUGCUCAAGUGCGUUUCCGUCAACCCAGAGGUCUUUGAUCCGUAUUUCCCGGCUGAGGGUGGUGCGAGUGAAGUCAGAGCUGGAGAUGCAGGAGUGGACUUUGAUCAUGAGGUGGGAAAGGCAAUGGGACAUACGGAUAAUACGGCGAGGAGCGCGAGGUGUUUUGCGCAGUUUGGUACGACGUGCUUGGAGUAG
Aureobasidium namibiae CBS 147.97 is the source of this 957-nucleotide messenger RNA. RefSeq lists its product as uncharacterized. The transcript has 2 exons. The record is from RefSeq and is a predicted model, not a curated record. NCBI's taxonomy places the organism in Eukaryota, Fungi, Ascomycota, Dothideomycetes, Dothideales, Saccotheciaceae. Bases 1 to 957 code for a protein of 318 amino acids.